UAUUUUAAAAAAUCAAUCCUGGUAUCGAUCAAUAAUUCUCAACAUAAAUGUCACAUUGUGAAAGUGUGAAGGUUCCAAUCCUUCACUGUGACGUCACAGCAAUAUAGCGAUAUUUGUUUUAUUGAUUUUAGAUGAUUGAUAUUGUUUCAUCACCAUAGAGAUCACCUCUCCUCCCCUAUGUGUGCGCGGUCGCGCGCGCGCUCGCUCGUGCGGGUCAGACUGGAACAACAUGGCGGCGGGAGGAGCGUUAGCUUCGGGACCAGUCGUUGUGUGAGAGUCUGUCGACCCGGCAGGAUGAACCUCUGCGCCCAGUACUUACGGUAAGAACCGGAGCGGUGGACAGGUCCGCUCCCCCGGCGGCCCAGACAGGCAGAGGCCCUGAAGGCGGACAUGACAGAUUCAAAGCUGGGGGCGGCGGAGGUGUGGACGUCCCGCCAGGCCCUGCAGGACCUCUACCAGAAGAUGCUAGUGACGGACCUGGAGUACGCUUUGGACAAGAAGGUGGAGCAGGACCUGUGGAAUCAUGCUUUCAAGAACCAGAUCACCACACUGCAGAGCCAGGCCAAGAACCGGGCCAAUCCCAAUCGCAGCGAGGUCCAGGCCAACCUGUCGCUUUUUCUGGAGGCAGCCAGUGGCUUCUACACUCAGUUACUGCAGGAGCUGUGCACCGUCUUCAACGUGGACCUGCCGUGUCGCGUCAAGUCGUCGCAGCUCGGCAUCAUCAGCAACAAGCAGAGCAGCACCAGCGCCAUCGUCACGCCGCAGCCCAGCUCCUGCUCCUACAUCUGCCAGCACUGCCUCGUCCACCUCGGGGACAUCGCUCGUUACCGGAACCAGACCAGCCAGGCGGAGUCAUACUACCGACACGCAGCGCAGCUGGUUCCGUCCAACGGUCAACCGUACAACCAGCUGGCCAUCCUGGCCUCGUCUAAAGGAGACCACCUCACCACCAUCUUCUACUACUGCCGCAGCAUCGCAGUCAAGUUCCCCUUCCCAGCAGCCUCCACCAACCUGCAGAAAGCGCUGUCCAAGGCCCUGGAGAGUCGUGACGAGGUGAAGACCAAGUGGAGCGUGUCGGACUUCGUCAGGGCCUUCAUCAAGUUCCACGGCCACAUCUACCUUAGCAAGAGUCUGGAGAAGCUGGACGCUCUGCGGGAGAAGCUGGAGGAGCAGUUCCAGAGGCUGAUCCUGCAGAAAGCCUUCAGCUCCCAGCAGCUGGUGCACAUCACAGUGAUCAACCUGUUCGGGCUCCACCACCUCAGAGACCUGGCGGCGGUGACUGGCGGCGAGCAGAGCUACAGCAGCGAGCAGCAGAUCAGCUGGUUCCAGCUGCUUGGACUCUUCAUGUCCUUCCUUGGCGUCAUGUGCAGCCGCGUUCUGCUCAACAAGACCCGGGGCGAGGAGAUCAUGGGCGAAUGUCCUCUGCCGGCCAUCAAGGUUUCCCUGGACUGGCUGAGGCUGAGACCCGGCGUGUUCCACGAGGCCGCCGUCGACCGGAGGCAGCAUGUCUGGCCCUGGCUCGUCUCCAUCCUCAACAGUUUCCAGCCUAAAGAGGACGACGUGUCCGGCUCCUCAGCCACGCCCCUGCCCGAGGAGUUUGAGCUCCAGGGUUUCUUGGCUCUCCGACCUGCUCUGAGGUCUCUGGACUUCACCAAAGGUCACCAGGGCGUCCUGGUGGACCAAGACGGGCCACCGCUCCACGCCCGGCACCAGAGACUCAUCAGUCUGGGAAAGUGGGUUGCCGACAACCAGCAGGGGCUGAUCCAGUGCAUUGUGAGCGAAGACGGCCUCCUCCUCUUCAUCACCGACAUUCCGGAGCAGGCCAUCGAGGAGCCACAGGAGAAGGAGGCCCCGGUGCUGCAGGAGUCGUUCAACGGCGAGCAGACACCCCACGACGGCGGGAACUCCGGCCUGAAGUCGGUGCUGUCGGCGGGGAAGACGCAGAGCUCGUGGCCGGACGGCAGCGACCGGCCCGUCGUCACCUUCAAGGAGAACAUCAAACCGCGGGAGCAGAGCCGCGAGCCAACGCGGAGCCAUCCGCUGAAAGACGGCGGCAAAGAGCGCAGAGACUUCACGAAGGGCGCCGGUGCUGCGGGGAAGGGAGAGCCGAAGAGGGACGGGAAGAGGAAGAGCGAGACCAAGAAGAGUGGACACGAGAAGACGACCGAUGCUGGAAAACAGGUGAAGGCGCAGACGGAGCUGAGGAAGACUCCGGUGUCCGAGGUGAAGAAGACUCCUGUCACUCAAACUCAAACCACCUGCUCCUCCCAGUUCAUCCCCAUCCAUCAUCCUGGAGCCUUCCCCCCCCUGCCCAGUAGACCUGGUUUCCCUCCCUCAGCCUACGUCAUCCCUCCUCCCGUGGCGUUCACAGGCCUCCAGGUGAAUCCAGGCUUCACCUUCUCCGCCAGCGUGUCCGGCCCUGGACCGUUCCUCCAGCCGGCCGUCCACAACCAGGCCGGUGCUCAGGUCCAGCCUGGGAAGCCGUCCCACAUUCCCUACAGUCAGCAGAGGCCCUCGGGUCCAGGGCCUGGGAGCCAGAGCCCCUCCCAGGGUCAGCAGCCCCAGAACCAGCAGGCCCUGCAGCAGUCGGUCCAGCUGCAGGUUCAGGCAAUGAGCCAACAGCAGUCUCCCACCAAACCAGUCCAACAGGUCGGAAUGGGGAAGAGUCCGCCUCACCUGCAGCAGCAGUACAUGCAGGUCCAGGACCAGCAGCCGGCCCAGAUGUGGACCCAGGCCCAGGCCGCGCUACAGAAGAUGAGUCCCAUGCAGAUGAGCCUGAAGCAGCCGCAGACGACCUUCUACCUGGCUCCUCAGGACCCUCUCAAACUGUACGAGCACCAGCUGCAGACGCAGACGCAGCUGUCCAAUGUGGACAAGAAGAUCAAGUACCCCGACGUCAAGAUGCAGGACUUCUACUGGGACCCGUCCUACAGGAUGGGGGACGGUCUGUCUGUCAUGGCCGACAGGAUGAAGAGGCCGGAUCAGGACGUGCCCCGGGGGCCCCCCUUCGAGGACAACAAGAGCUCACCUCUCCUGCCUCCCGACCUGCUAAAAUCUCUAGCAGAUUUCGAGGAGGAGGAGGAGCUCAUCUUUUCUAAGCCUCCUGAUUUCUUCCAGGCCUUGGCAGCUCCUCUUACUUCUGCUCCUGGACCAAACAUAUUUCUGCCGCCUCAGACUAGGAUGGAGAGCUGCCCCGAAGUCGUCGGCCAAUCGUCUUCUCUCCUUCCCAUCUCAGGCUUCCCUAUGCAGGAGUACAACCAGAACAGCAUCUUCAGUCAGGCAUACGGCAAGAACCUGCCGCCCAGCUCCAAGCCCGACGCUCCCAUGAUGCACCAGGAGCCGUCGCUCUACUCGCUGUUUGAGGGGACGCCGUGGUCCCCCUCCCUGCCUGCCAGCUCAGACCACUCCACCCCGGCCAGCCAAUCCCCUCACUCCUCCAACCCCAGCAGCCUGCCGUCCUCCCCCCCGACACACAACCACGGAGCCAUGCCCUUUUCUAACUUCGGGCCCAUCGGCACUCCGGACAGCCGGGACCGCCGGGUGGUGGACCGCUGGAAGGCCGACAAGACCGGCGCUGCGAGCGGCUUCGGUCUGGACUACCUGCCGACCGCAGCCUCCGCAGCAUCCGACAGCAGCUGGCACCAGAGCGGCCCGGCCGGCAGCUCCUGGACCAAUCAGGAGUCUCCGAUGGAGGAGUCGUCCUCCACCGUGCUGCUCGACAGCCUCAAGUCCAUCUGGUCCAGCUCCAUGAUGCAGCCCGGCCCAUCUGCGCUUGAGCAGCUCCUCCUGCAGCAGAAGCAGAAGCAGCAGCGAGGUCACGGCGCCAUGAACCCGCCUCACUGAACGGCAGCCAAGGCGGCGCUUUUUGUCCGGACGUCGAAAAAACGACCAACAGGAGAAAACGGGAGGGUAAAAAAAACCAAGAAGUUUGACGAAGACGAGCUCCAACUGAAAUGGAAAUUAAACCGUGAGAAACGGUGGAGGCUGGGGAGGUGACACGACCCCCCGACGAGGCUGACACACCACUCCCACCCCCCCCUCGGCCGUCGAGGAGCGGUGACGCCCCUCCUGGAUCGGAGGGCGCGGGAUCUCUUCAACCAAUGGUGCCGCGCGCCACGGCCGGGUUUCCUUCGACCCGCGGAAAUCUGAACAUUGAAGAACACAACCCCCCCUCGCCACCACUGCCACACCUCCUCGGCCCCGCCCCCAUCUGACCUGAACAACUCGAACAAAACAAAACUCUGGACCUGUGGGAUGCCGGCUCGGUCCCGACGAGGCGCCGGUUUUUAUUGGGUGUGGGAGAGCGAGGACGUGGCAGUCAGGUUCAGGGGGGUCAGGUGAAGCGGCGGGGGAUAAAACAACAGACUGGACUUUCUGCUCUCUCCAUUCAUAUUCAUCACUGUGGAGGAGGAAGAGGAGGAGGAGGAGGAAGGCUCUCUGUAGCUGAUUGGUCGAAUGAAUGAAGGAAGGGAAGAGGAGGAGGAGUUACAGCUAUAUAAAUAUAUAAAUAAAUAUAUAUUGCCAUAGUUGGACUUUAAACGGGCCUCGUCUCUUAGCUGGACGGGACGGGCGUGUUCCCUCGCCAGCUCGACCCUCCCUGAGGGAGGAGCGGCGCCCGGUGACGGGGAGGACGACGUGAAAGGGAGGGGGGAGGGGCUAAGAAGGCGGAGCCCCGUCAGUCUUAGGGAUAGUGUUUAUCGUUAGCGUCGAGAGAUUUUCAGAUAUUAACAAAAAAAAAGAAUCUGUAUUUUGUGAUUUGUUCAUAGCAGUUUUAGCUUUGCGCCUCGGAGGCGACGCAGCUUUGUCUUUAGCUUCUCGCUUGAAUAUGUUCGCUUCUUCUUCCAGUUGUGACUCUGCACGCACGCACACAAACACGCCCCCCUUCCUGUAACUUCAAAGUAAAAGCCCCAGGAACCAAACUCAGGAACUAAAAGCUCCGUCAACUCGGCGACAUCUGACGAGUUAGUGAUUUGAUUAUGGAUCAGUUGUGUGUAAAGUGCAGGCGACGACGUUUCCUGGAACUUUUUUGCUCAAGUUGAUGAAUCAAAAGACAAAAUCGUUGCUCAUUAAUUUUCAGCUGAGUAUCUGAACAUAAACAGAUGAAAUCUGAAUAUUCGACUGUUUCUGAUCAGAAAAUUCAUUUGCUAACUAACCGCCACAGAUUUAUUUUCUCUUUGUUCGAUACAAUAUCAGAAUCAUAAUUUUAAAAAGCAGCGAGACGGUUACCGAGGGAAAGUUUGGCACUUGUAAAUGGACUUUUGAUAAAGCUGUUGGCUGCUCAGCCCCGAGUUUGGUCUGACAGGAGUCGUUUAGUUCCUGAACCAGUUCCUGUGGUGAGACACUUGGUGACUCGCUUUAGAGCCAAUCAGGAAGCAGCGAGCGAGUGAGCGACGGCUGGCCAAUGGGUUCGGCCCCUGCAGGCGCCAGGCUGCACCAGCGUAAACGGUUUAGUUGUGAGGGAAUGAAAAGAUAACGUUCGUUUUAACUUUCCCGUCGAGGACGUUUGACUAAAGCCGACGUCCCUUUUCCUGUGACUGUGCUUUUCAUGUUGCAUUUACAAAAUGUAUUUAAAAAAAAAGAUAAAAUAUUGAAUGUGAGGACGAAUCUGAGCAGACGAGUCGGGAAGCAGCUCGACCUCCGGUGGGUUUUCUUGUUUCUUUUCUUUUGGAGUAAGAACAAAUGGACUGAUCUUCUCCGAGAUGUCGGGUGGGCGGCAGCUCGUCAUUGGUCGAUGCGGCGGCGUAGCUUCAGACCUGAGCGUUGACUUAUCUCUGUGUAGAAUUUGAGAAAUGUGGAAUCAGCCUUUAAAUAAACGUAAACCAUGUUCUCCUCA
Scophthalmus maximus (turbot) is the source of this 5833-nucleotide messenger RNA. RefSeq names its product SMG7 nonsense mediated mRNA decay factor (gene smg7). The coding region runs from base 391 to 3843 and encodes 1150 amino acids. Gene Ontology annotation, molecular function: telomeric repeat DNA binding; telomerase RNA binding; protein binding. NCBI's taxonomy places the organism in Eukaryota, Metazoa, Chordata, Actinopteri, Pleuronectiformes, Scophthalmidae. Gene Ontology annotation, biological process: nuclear-transcribed mRNA catabolic process, nonsense-mediated decay. Gene Ontology annotation, cellular component: telomerase holoenzyme complex. The record is from RefSeq and is a predicted model, not a curated record. The transcript has 23 exons.